AUGGAGGCGAGCUCUUCCUCGCCCGCGGGCCCCGCGCCAGGGCCGCCGCCCUCCAUACCCCCCUCCGGCGACCAGGCCGUCUGGGCCGACGUCUCGCCGCUCAUCGCCGCCGCCUGCGCUGAUCUCCAAGAUGGGGAACUUGUUCAUGGGGAGAACUUCAGUUUGUUUGCCGCAAUGUCUGCAUUGGAAAUAAUGGACCCUAAAAUGGAUUCCGGAAUCGAGAGAAGUGGAUAUUAUUCCAUCGAUGAAGCCAUAGAAGAUGGCAUUGCCCCAGUUCCACUUAGUUUGGACAGAACACAUGACAUUCAACUAACUCUUGAUGUCAUCGACCAUCUUUUCUCAUGUGAGGCAACCUGGCACAAGGGUCACACUCUAGCACAAACCGUCUUCACAUGUAUCUACCUUAUGAAAAUGGAGAGAAUUUCAUCGCAUGCUGUCCUAAAUAGCUUCUGCAGGAUUUUGCGUGCUACUUGUAAUUCUGUCAUUUCUGUCGUUUCGACCGCCCGAACUCAUGAGGAAGAAGACCUCUUUACGAUGUCUUUUGGACUGCCUUUGAAUGGUGAAGGAGAUGAUAAGUGCUUGUCAGUUCUGAACUCGGUCGAAGAAACAAUAUCUCGUCAAUUGCGUGCAUGUAAAUCCCAAGCAUUAUCCAAGAAAAAAACACUAGAAGAGUUUGAAUCACUGCAGGAUAAUCCUGAGCUGGAAGAGGGUUACUGCAGAGCCUUGUUGUGCAGAUUACGUUUUCGUAAGCAUUUUCACCAUGCGGUUACGUGCAUGAGGAAACCUCAAGGAAGAGGAUUGGAUUUGGCUCGCAAGCAUGUUACAUCAUGCUUGGCUGAGCUUAGUUUAAUGCUGAAGUCCCAAGAGUUCCUUAAGUCUCGGUCUGACAUUGCAUCGCAAAAAGGUGAUGAAAGCUGCACCACUGCAUCAGGUUGCUGCCCUAUUGGCUUUGAUGUCAGUCUGAAUAGCAGACUUCUGAGUCCAGCACCACCGCGUGCUGUUCAAAUACUUGCCUGGAGUGAUGCAAUUAGGUACUUUGAGAAGCUUCUGCAUGAUCUAGAUAUCAUUUGUGCUCUGUCUCUUGAUCCCGUGCUUGAGAAUGUUCUUCACUUCAUUGCGCAGUUCCAAAAAUCUGUACCUGAUUUGGUUCCUAGAGCAUUUCUUCAGACUUUAUUGGUUCAAGAUGGCAAGCUUUAUGGGCGAGACUUGUUUUGCGAUGUAAUUUCAAGGGCUUUGUCAUUACCGGAUAUUAUAGGAGAUAAGGAAUUCCAGUCUAAUGAGUUUGUAGUGCAGCUAGGUCAGUUGGUUAUCAACUUGCUCAAAAUUCUCUGUACAAACACUGCAUGGCAACGGCGCAAGCUUGGGAAGAGCUUGCAGGAUUGGAGUACCAUUUCCAUACAGUUGGAGCUUGCAUUGAAAAGAGAGUUUGGUGAAACUAGAAAUGUCUUGGCCGAUGAGAACAUGUGCAUGAGAGUAUCAAAGCAACUACUUGUUUGGUCUCAAGAACAUACAUACUGGAUUGCUUCUCGGUUUCUCAUAUUGGGGUUUGAGCUUGACCUCUAUUCUCCGAGUGAAUACUGUAUGGUGUACUGGUAUAUGCAUGUGGUGUUUAUAAAGCUGAUAGAGAAGAUGCAGUUACGAAUCCUUGCUAGCAACGAAAACUCGCGAAGAAAAGGGAAAAAGAAGAAGGAUCACUCAAAGGACUCUGUACGAGACGCACCAUUUCCUCCUUCAUGUUUAUUGCUUCAGUGCUAUGUUCUAUUAUCAGAAGGACUUUCAAUGUUGCUGGCUGCCCUGAGAAAGGAAAGCAAGUCAUUCCAGUUACCAAGUGUCUUCAAUACUGAACAAGAGAGAUUCAUGCAGCAUUUCGAUCUUCUCCAGAAAGCACAAAUCCCCGAGUGCAUUACCUACUACAGUUUUCAGGAAGCGGCCGCCCAGGCACACAUGGCAGACGUAAUGAAGUACAACUUUUUCAAGGAAAUCCAGAAGAUCAUCCCCUCCUUGAAAGGUAGUUUUGCGAGCGAACCAGAAAAGCUUGCAGAGCUCCGCCAGAUUGAACAGGUUGCCGAGCACAAUAGGAUAGCCCUAAACAUCAUCAACCACGUCGGUGCUAGCGACCCGAAACUGAGGGUUUCGUUUGAGUUUACGCACCACCCCCACUUUGCGGUCGCAGUUGUAAAGAGAUCAUAG
This is a messenger RNA of Triticum turgidum subsp. durum (durum wheat), 2190 nucleotides long. Lineage: Eukaryota; Viridiplantae; Streptophyta; Magnoliopsida; Poales; Poaceae. The record is from the annotation of a GenBank genome assembly.